AUGUCCGGUAUCCUUGCAAGCUUGGAGUUUGAACAAAUUGCAGUGUACAAACCUGGGGAGGUUGAGUAUGAAAAGUCUGUUGCGACUGCAUAUCUGCUGUACCGCUUCGCGAGACCUUCAUACGUAGUUCAGCCUACACAUCCUGCCCAGGUUCAGGACAUUGUGAGGUACCUCAUCGAGUAUAAUGACAGACAGAAGCCAGACUCCCAGGUAUCCAUCACGAUCAAGAAUGGCAGUCAUUCUUAUGCAGGGUUCUCCUCCACCGAUAAGGGGAUCUUGUUGGACCUCUCAAAGAUGAAUAGGGUGAAGCUCAACCUGGACAAAGUCUCUCAUCCAAAAUCAGUUAUCAUCAGAGGGGGUGCCUUAUGGGGUCAUUUAUAUAAGCAAUUGAUCAACGGGAGGCAUAAAGGGUACAUGCUCGCUGGUGGGGACUGUUCCACUGUCGGAGUGAGUGGUUUUGUUCUGGGUGGUGGUCUCAGCGCGUUCUCCAGAAGCCUCGGAAUGGCAUGCGAUAAUUUGACGGAGGCGACCAUAAUUACUGCCGACGGUAGAAUGGUUACAGUUGGGGAGAACAGUGACCCGGAUUCAGAUGAAGGCAAACUAUUCUGGGCACUCCGUGGUGGCGGUGCCGGGAACUUUGGUAUUGUCGUCCAGCUGAAAAUGAACAUCCACCAGCUCCAGAAAGAGGACGAUAGUGCUAGGACUCGGGAAACGGUGAUAGCUGGAAGAUACACAUGGUUUCCAUAUCCCGGGGAGGUGGAAGAAGCUAAACUUAUGGCCACGAUGAAUGAGUCCUAUACGACGAAGUGGGUGGAUAGCCUCGCCAUUCACAGUACAUGGAUCUGCGAUCUCCAAGAGGCCAGGACUCUACCUGCAAUUCGCUUCAUUGUCUACCACAAUGGCGAGAAGAAUAGCAUCGAUAAGCAGCUUGACAAAUUGGUCGAACAAGGGAAUCCAUCGGAUCAAACGAGCGAGCGGAGGCGGGAGUUGGCGAAACCUCUCAGAAGGCGAACCGACUACGCUGUUCCUUCAUGA
Molecule: messenger RNA, 1035 nt
Organism: Aspergillus oryzae RIB40
Lineage: Eukaryota; Fungi; Ascomycota; Eurotiomycetes; Eurotiales; Aspergillaceae
Product: FAD-binding oxidoreductase
Exons: 1
Coding region: 1-1035 (344 amino acids)
Molecular function (GO): FAD binding
Source: RefSeq, a predicted model, not a curated record